Messenger RNA from Drosophila guanche, 1175 nucleotides. RefSeq names its product hydroxyacylglutathione hydrolase, mitochondrial (gene tzn). Bases 73 to 1104 code for a protein of 343 amino acids. NCBI's taxonomy places the organism in Eukaryota, Metazoa, Arthropoda, Insecta, Diptera, Drosophilidae. The record is from RefSeq and is a predicted model, not a curated record. Gene Ontology annotation, molecular function: hydroxyacylglutathione hydrolase activity. The transcript has 2 exons.
ACAAUUAAGUGCCUUUUAUUAAUUUAAUUCAUCUCACCAAGCAUUAGCUUAGCUAAAAUUAGAACCGCUUAAAUGUUGUCAUCGGCUUGGCGCAGCGUGGCUAUCAAUAUUGAAACCCAAUUGACUGCCGCCUAUUUCCGAGGUUCGUCCAACAAAUUGCGAUUGCAACUCCUCCGGAUUGCGAUUCCAUCUGGUGCUGGAUCAAUACGAAGACGAUUUCUGGCUGUUCCUCCCGUCUGUCAAAGUCCCGUCAACCUUCAGAAACUGCGUAAAGUUGGUUUUAGAGGCAUGCAUAGCACUGUGGAAGACGUUAAGCUGGAGAGCAUGCAGGUGAAAAUCCUGCCGGCCUUGCAGGACAACUACAUGUACUUGAUUGUGGACAAUAAGACGCGCGAGGCAGCUGUGGUGGAUCCUGUGGAUCCCGAACUAGUCAUCAAGACCGUACAAGAGCAGAACUUGACGCUCAACAAGGUCCUGACCACCCAUCAUCACUGGGAUCAUGCCGGUGGCAAUGAGAAGCUCGUCAAGUUGUGGGAGAAGGAGUUGGAUGUUUAUGGCGGCGACGAUAGGAUCGGCGCAUUGAACAAAAAGGUUUCCCAGGAUGACAGCUUUACCAUUGGCAGCCUCAACGUACGUUGCCUGUCCACUCCUUGCCACACAACUGGCCACAUUUGUUAUCAUGUGACCGCCGGUGAUGGCAAGGGCGAGGGUGCUGUCUUCACGGGCGAUACUCUGUUCCAGGGAGGCUGUGGCCGCUUCUUCGAGGGCACACCCGAGGAGAUGUACGAGGCGCUGUGCACAAAACUCUCGGCCCUGCCGGACAGCACCAAGGUUUUUUGUGGCCAUGAAUAUACAUUGCAGAACAUGAGCUUUGCUCGUCAUGUGGAGCCCGAUAAUGAGAGCAUACAGCAACGCAUUGAGUGGGCCAAGCUGCGACGUGCAUCUCAGGAUCCCACAGUGCCCUCUACCAUUGGCGAGGAGAAGAUCUGGAAUCCGUUCAUGCGCGUCCACGAGGCGUCUGUUCAGAAGCAUGCUGGAGGAGCAACCGAUCCCAUUAUAACCAUGGGCAAGUUGCGCAAAGAGAAAGAUAACUUCAAGGCCUAAGGGCUUUAUAUUUGAUAAAUUUAAAAUGUGAUUAUUGGAUUUUGUUGUGAAUAAAAAUAAUUGUGAAGCGC